AGUUUAGUAUCUUUAUUGUUGUAUAUAAAUUAUAAAAAAUCUUGUAACUUUUAUAUAUUUGCUUGUAUGAUAGAUCUUCCCAUUAAAUCACUAAACGCGAGUACUCAAUACACAUGUUUUUUGACCUAGUAAACAUGAAAUAAAUCAGCUCAAAAUGUACGAAGAAGAUUUUGAAGGAGGUGACGCAGGAGCAUCACAUACUGUCCCAGUCCAGGCUGGAGCCAUUAAAAAGAACUCGUUUGUCAUGAUCAAGGGACACCCUUGCAAGGUCGUGGAAUACUCAACCUCGAAAACAGGGAAACACGGCCACGCCAAAGCAAACAUAACGGGUAUCGACAUUUUCACCGGGAAAAAAUACGAGGAUAUAUGUCCCACAUCACAUAACAUGGACGUUCCUCACGUCAAGAGGACUGAAAUCCAGCUCAUCGGUAUUGAGGACGAUGGAUUUGUCACACUCUUAAACCAAGACGGGUCCUGCAAAACAGACCUUCAGCUGACUAAGGAUGGUGAGGGAAAUUUUGAUGAGGUUGCUAAGCAAAUCCAGACACUCUACGAGUCAGGGAAGGAAGUCUUAGUCACAGUACUGUCAGCCUGCGGACAAGAAAAAAUUGUAGGAUGUAAAGAAUUAUCUUAACUUAUUCCAAAUGCUAAAAUAUAAUACAAUCAUUAAUCUUCUCCAUUCCACA
This is a messenger RNA of Theileria parva strain Muguga, 686 nucleotides long. It is a transcript of the gene EIF5A, whose product is annotated as translation elongation factor IF5A. Gene Ontology annotation, biological process: positive regulation of translational termination; positive regulation of translational elongation. The transcript has a single exon. NCBI's taxonomy places the organism in Eukaryota, Apicomplexa, Aconoidasida, Piroplasmida, Theileriidae. The record is from RefSeq and is a predicted model, not a curated record. The coding region runs from base 155 to 634 and encodes 159 amino acids. Gene Ontology annotation, molecular function: ribosome binding; translation elongation factor activity; RNA binding.